Molecule: messenger RNA, 4298 nt
Organism: Diospyros lotus (date-plum)
Lineage: Eukaryota; Viridiplantae; Streptophyta; Magnoliopsida; Ericales; Ebenaceae
Product: ubiquitin C-terminal hydrolase 12-like
Exons: 32
Coding region: 169-3537 (1122 amino acids)
Biological process (GO): regulation of protein stability; protein deubiquitination
Cellular component (GO): cytosol; nucleus
Molecular function (GO): cysteine-type endopeptidase activity; cysteine-type deubiquitinase activity; protein binding
Source: RefSeq, a predicted model, not a curated record
AUUCCGAUUAUAUCCCCAUCGAAACACAACACAAACUUCUCCUUGUCGAGGCCCCCGGUACUGUGGUCGACACCACUGCGCUCUCUCUCUCUCUCCAUCCAUCCAUCCAUCCAUCUGCCUCCAACCUGUCCUUCCAUUGGCCGAUCGACGAGCCAAAUCCAGCCGGCGAUGACUAUGAUGAAUCCUCCGCCGUUGGAUCAAGAGGACGAGGAGAUGCUCGUGCCAAAUACGGAACUUGUUCAAGGUCCUCAACCUUUGGAGGGUUCUCAGCCCAUGGAGAUAAUAGCGCAACCGGAAACUGCUAAUACCUUGGAGAACCAACCAAAUGAUGAGCCUCAAACAUCCAGGUUUACAUGGACAAUUGAGAAUUUUUCCAGGUUGAACACCAGGAAGCACUAUUCAGAGGUUUUUAUAGUUGGAGGUUAUAAAUGGCGGGUGCUUAUUUUUCCUAAGGGAAACAAUGUUGACUACUUGUCAAUGUAUUUGGACGUGGCGGAUUCUGCUACUUUGCCAUAUGGGUGGAGUAGAUAUGCUCAGUUCAGCUUGUCUGUGGUUAAUCACGUUCAUACCAAGCUUACAAUACGAAAAGAGACACAACACCAGUUCAAUGCAAGGGAGAGUGAUUGGGGAUUCACUUCGUUCAUGCCUUUAAGUGAACUUUAUGAUCCCACUAGAGGGUUUCUUGUGAAUGAUACAUGUGUUGUUGAAGCUGAUGUUGCAGUUCGUAGGGUCAUUGAUUACUGGACCUAUGACUCAAAGAAGGAAACCGGUUAUGUUGGUCUAAAAAAUCAGGGAGCAACUUGUUAUAUGAACUCUCUUCUUCAAACUCUGUAUCAUAUUCCCUACUUCAGAAAGGCUGUGUACCACAUGCCGACUACAGAGAAUGAUAUGCCAUCAGGAAGCAUACCUUUGGCUCUACAGAGUUUAUUUUAUAAGCUCCAAUACAAUGACACUAGUGUUUCUACAAAAGAAUUAACCAGAUCAUUUGGGUGGGACACAUAUGAUUCUUUCAUGCAGCAUGAUGUUCAGGAACUCAAUAGAGUUUUGUGUGAAAAGCUUGAAGAUAAGAUGAAGGGAACUGUUGUGGAAGGGACAAUUCAACAAUUAUUUGAAGGGCACAAUAUGAAUUAUAUUGAAUGCAUCAAUGUGGACUUAAAGUCUACAAGAAAAGAAUCGUUUUAUGACCUUCAGCUUGAUGUCAAAGGUUGUCGGGAUGUCUAUGCUUCUUUUGACAAGUAUGUUGAAGUUGAACGACUUGAAGGGGAUAACAAAUAUCAUGCUGAAGAACAUGGGUUGCAGGAUGCUAAGAAGGGUGUUUUAUUCAUUGACUUCCCUCCAGUUCUCCAGCUUCAACUAAAGAGGUUUGAAUAUGAUUUCAUGCGGGAUACAAUGGUGAAGAUAAAUGACCGCUAUGAAUUCCCUCUUCAACUUGACCUUGAUAGAGAGGAUGGUAAAUAUUUAUCACCUGAAGCUGAUAAGAGUGUCCGCAAUCUUUACACGCUCCAUGGUGUUUUGGUUCAUAGUGGUGGGGUGCAUGGUGGACACUACUAUGCUUUCAUCAGGCCAACCCUAUCUGACCAGUGGUUCAAAUUUGAUGAUGAACGGGUAACGAAAGAAGACAUGAAGAGAGCAUUGGAGGAGCAGUAUGGUGGUGAGGAAGAGUUGCCGCAGACAAAUCCCCGUUUCAAUAACACUCCAUUUAAAUUUACGAAAUACUCAAAUGCUUACAUGCUUGUGUACAUACGAGAAAGUGACAAGGAGAAGAUAAUAUGUAAUGUGGAUGAAAAGGACAUUGCUGAGCAUCUCAGGAUAAGAUUGAAGAAAGAACAAGAAGAGAAAGAGGACAAAAGAAGAUACAAGGCUCAGGCUCACCUUUAUACUAUUAUCAAGGUUGCUCGUGAUGAGGACCUUAUGCAGCAGAUUGGAAAAGACAUUUAUUUUGAUCUUGUGGAUCAUGAAAGGGUUCGCAGUUUUCGUAUACAGAAGCAGAUGCCAUUUAACCUUUUCAAGGAGGAGGUUGCCAAAGAAUUUGGAAUACCUGUGCAAUUUCAGCGUUUUUGGAUUUGGGCAAAGAGGCAGAACCAUACGUACCGGCCAAAUAGGCCAUUGACCCCACAUGAGGAAGCACAAUCUGUUGGGCAGCUGAGGGAGGUUUCUAAUAAGACACAUAAUGCGGAACUGAAGUUGUUCUUGGAAGUAGAGAUUGGCGUGGAUCGAAAUCCUAUUCCUCUACCUGACAAAACUAAAGAAGAUAUUCUUCUUUUCUUCAAGCUUUAUGAUCCUCAGAAAGAAGAACUUAGGUUUGUUGGUAGGCUUUUUGUGAAAAGUUCUGGUAAACCACAUGAAAUUUUAACAAAACUGAAUGAAAUGGCUGGAUUUAGUCCAGAGGAAGAAAUUGAACUUUAUGAGGAAAUAAAAUUUGAACCUAAUGUCAUGUGUGAGCGCAUUGAUAAAAGGGCCACAUUUAGAUUUAGCCAGAUUGAAGAUGGGGAUAUUAUUUGCUUUCAGAAAUCCUCUUCACAUGAAAGUGAAGAACAGUGCAGAUAUCCUGAUGUGCCUUCAUUUUUGGAAUAUGUGCACAAUCGCCAGAUAGUUCAUUUUCGAUCCCUGGAGAGACCUAAGGAGGAUGAUUUCUGCCUUGAAUUGUCAAAGUUACACACUUAUGAUGAUGUUGUUGAGAGAGUGGCCUAUCGACUUGGUGUGAAUGAUCCAUCAAAAAUAAGGCUUACUCCUCAUAACUGCUACUCUCAGCAACCAAAGCCCCACCCAAUUAAAUAUCGAGCUGCCGAGCGUUUGUUAGAAAUGCUAGUCCACUACAAUCAGACUUCUGAUAUUUUAUACUAUGAAGUACUGGAUAUCCCUCUGCCAGAAUUGCAAUGUCUAAAGACACUAAAAGUUGCCUUCCAUCAUGCAACAAAGGAUGAGGUGGUGAUACACAAUAUCAGAUUACCCAGGCAGAGCACUGUGGGGGAUGUGCUUAAUGAACUCAAGAAAAAAGUUGAGCUAUCCCAUGCGAAUGCAGAACUAAGAAUGGUUGAAGUUUUCUAUCACAAGAUGUAUAAGAUCUUUCCAUUGAAUGAAAAAAUUGAGAAUAUAAAUGACCAAUAUUGGACACUUAGAGCAGAAGAGGUUCCUGAAGAAGAAAAGAACCUUGGUCCCCUUGAUCGCCUGAUUCACGUUUACCAUUUCACUAAGGAGACUGGACAAAACCAAAUGCAAGUCCAGAAUUUUGGGGAACCGUUCUUCUUGGUCAUUCAUGAAGGUGAAACUUUAGCUGAUGUUAAAGUGCGGAUUCAAAAGAAAUUGCAGGUUCCAGAUGAGGAGUUCACUAAGUGGAAGUUUGCUUUUAUGUCGUUGGGUCGCCCAGAGUACUUGCAAGACUCGGACAUUGUGUCUAACCGUUUCCAGAGACGAGAUAUUUAUGGUGCUUGGGAGCAAUACCUUGGGUUGGAGCACUCUGACACUGCUCCAAAAAGGUCAUACGCAAUAAGCCAGAAUCGUUUCACAUUUGAGAAGCCAGUUAAAAUAUACAACUAGAGAAGUGCCGUAGAUCGAUUCUGCUUCCUUCUGUUGCCACAAUAGGCACUGUGAAGAAAUUUAAAUGAUUAAAGGCAGCUGGGAAAAAGUAAAAAAAAAAAAAAGAGAAUAAUGAUAUAUGGGGGUGGCUUUUGGAGAGUUUUGCCCUGGGUAGGUUUUGUAGGCUAUGAUUCUUUCCUUGAGGUGGGUAAUGGAAGGGAGGUGUUCUCCCAUAUGUAUUGUGGUUGUCUUAUUGGGUACAAACCGUAGAGCGUUGCCACCACCCCCGUUUUUCCCGUAAUCCAUAAAAAGCUCUUGCUAGUGCCUGAUCCAGCAUAGGAGGCUAUACAUAGGUGGUAUUGGUUGCCGGAUGUGAACUGUGUGGCUGCUCCGGGGCGCGCGCACAGAUACAUACAUAUAUAUAUAUAUAGAUAGAUAGAUUUUUGUUGCUAGACCUAGUCCUAGAUGAUGUAGUAGUAGUAAGUAAACUGGGUAUAGUCUACAUUCUUUUUCUUCCUCGUCGCCUGCCCCUUUCUCCCUGCUGCUGCUGUCUCCCUCAGUGUCCAUCCAUGCUUUAUUAGUUGAAUGAAUGUGUUGUUUAUAGGGGAUGAUGGGGCUGUAAAAGUGUUCGUUUCUUAAGCAUUCUUGCUUGUGUAGAAGAAGUUAUAUUCUGCUUUGUAAUUGGAACACAUUUUAUAGUAGUAGUGCUUCUUCCUGUUUGAUUUAUCUGCCAGCAGAUUUGGUUGGUACACCUGAAGAAGUUCUGAACUCUUUUGGAUUCA